This is a messenger RNA of Rhododendron vialii, 423 nucleotides long. RefSeq names its product cytosolic sulfotransferase 10-like. Lineage: Eukaryota; Viridiplantae; Streptophyta; Magnoliopsida; Ericales; Ericaceae. Gene Ontology annotation, molecular function: sulfotransferase activity. Gene Ontology annotation, cellular component: cytoplasm. Gene Ontology annotation, biological process: sulfation. The transcript has a single exon. Bases 1 to 423 code for a protein of 140 amino acids. The record is from RefSeq and is a predicted model, not a curated record.
AUGGUGGGGAUUAAAGACCAAGAGUUCUUCUAUUCAUCCUUUCCAAGAGUACAUAACUGGGGAGAAGACUAUCUCUCCCAGUUUCAAGGCUUUUGGUUCCUUCCAAGUUUUAUCCAUGGCUCUAAACCAGUCGUCGACCUCUUCCAACCGCUCUCUACCGAUGUCAUCCUGGCUUCUUCUCCUAAAAUGGGCACCACCUGGCUCAAAUCUCUCCUCUACUCCAUCGUCAAUCGCCCCUCUAAAAGCCAGUUGCUAACCACCAGCCACCCCCAUGAGAUUGUGCCAUCGCUUGAGUUACAAGUCUACGGAGAACCGCUUUCUGAUUCUUCCCCUCCACGUUUUCCUUCUAACACCGCGUCGUCAACUAGGCUUCUGAGCACCCAUUUACCGAUACCGAUACCGGUUAAAGCUGAUUUUUUAUAG